Neocloeon triangulifer is the source of this 2512-nucleotide messenger RNA. RefSeq lists its product as uncharacterized. The transcript has 7 exons. The record is from RefSeq and is a predicted model, not a curated record. Gene Ontology annotation, biological process: long-chain fatty acid metabolic process; fatty-acyl-CoA biosynthetic process. The coding region runs from base 209 to 1912 and encodes 567 amino acids. Gene Ontology annotation, molecular function: long-chain fatty acid-CoA ligase activity. NCBI's taxonomy places the organism in Eukaryota, Metazoa, Arthropoda, Insecta, Ephemeroptera, Baetidae.
AAGCACAAAAAAUAUUCUAGCUGGCGAAUUGCAGAAACAUUUAAUCUUUGAACUCCAAGUCCAUGUUUGCUAAUUAAGAUAAAGGGGUAUGGCGGGGUAUGAGUUUUUGAUGGUGAGAUAAAAUAACAAGAAGCUCGAAUUCCAAGUUUUUGUGAGAUAUAAAGCAAAACAUUAAGUACAUGAAACCUGACAGAGCUACAAGUGCGCGAUGCUCAAACUAAAACGCGUAUUAAUUUUGAACCCUGCCAGGCAGAUUAUAAUUCGAUCUGCCAGCACCAUUCUUGUGAAUUUGAGUUACGAUUCUGAGACGCACAUAUUCACGUCCAACCUUACUGUCGAAGUUCCGGACAAAACCGUCAGCGAGUUUGUCUGGCAGGACAUUGCAAAAUGGGAACAUCAACCAGCAUUGACUUGUGGAAUCACUGGGAAAAAUUAUACGUAUGGACAAGUGAAGGGCGCAAGCGCUGCGUUCGGAAUUAACCUAGCCAAUGACUUGAACCUGAAAACGGGCGAAACUGUUGGGAUUGUUUUGCCCAACAUGCCCGAGUUCCCUGCAACUUAUUUUGGCCUGGCUGCAGCUGGACUGGUCGCCACCACAGCCAAUCCAAUUUACACUCCGACGGAAUUGAGUCACCAGUUUACUGACGCCAAAGUUCGCGCGGUGGUGACCACCCCUGAACUCCUGGACAAGGUCAAACAGGCCCUGGAGAUGACCUCAGCCGGUGGGGGUCACGUGAUUGUCACAGGCGAAGGAAAUGCACAUGACGGAUGCAUCAGUUUCGAGAACCUGAUUAAAAAGAGCACAAAGGGAGCAAGGAUACCUGAGCGACCUGACCCAGAUUCGAUCGCGUGCCUUCCCUAUUCUAGCGGAACUACCGGAAAACCAAAAGGGGUCAUGUUGACUCACAGGAAUUUGGUCACCAAUCUCUGCCAAAUCAAUCACCCUGAAGUUUUUGUGAAUGUUAGCAAACCAGGCAAACUGCAAGCAAAAGCCCUUUCAAUUCUGCCCAUGUUCCACAUUUACGGCCUAAACGGAGUUAUGAACCUCGCACUGUACCGGGGACACCACCUAAUAACCCUUCCACGUUUCGAGCCGCAAACCUUCGUGGAAACCAUCAAAAAGUACAAUCCAAACACUGUUUGCAUGGCUCCGGCUCUGAUCGCUUUUGUAAGUCAAACUUCUGACUUGACCUCUGAAGAUUUAAAAGGACUGCAAAUAGCAAUGAACGGAUCAGCUGCUGUGCCAACUUCCAUCGCCGACCAACUGAAUACAAAAAUUAACAAUCCUGAAUUCAUUUUGAAAACUGGUUAUGGACUAACGGAAACGUCCUGUUGUGCUUCAAUGACGCCAACCACGCUCCGACCGGGAAAAAUAGCCUCGUGCGGAAUGAAUAUUCCACUGUCCGAAGUAAAAAUCGCGGACGAAACCGGACGCGCCCUUGCCCAGGGAAAAACAGGCGAGUUGCUGUUCAGAGGAAAGAACGUGAUGAAAGGGUACCUGAACAACGAAAAAGCCACCAGAGAGACCAUCACGGAGGACGGGUGGCUCAAGACUGGAGACAUUGCCUACGUGGACGACGAAGGGUACAUUUUUGUCGUUGGAAGGAUGAAAGAACUAAUCAAGGUCAAGGGAUUUCAGGUUUCACCUACGGAAUUGGAGGAACAGUUGGUUAAAAUCUCCGGCGUUUUGGACGCGGCUGUGAUUGGCGUGGCCGAUGAAAAAUCUGGCGAAGUGCCAAAGGCCUUCUUGGUGAAAAAGAGCGACAGCAGUUUAUCAGAACAAGAAGUGAUGGAUUUCUUAAAAGACAAAGUUGCGCCUUACAAACAACUGAAAGGUGGUGUCCAGUUUGUAAGUGUGAUACCCAGAAAUCCCUCCGGAAAAAUUUUGCGAAAUGAGCUCAAGUCAUUAUAAAUUAAGCAAAGCAACUCGUUGCGAUUCCCUAUCAUUUCAUUUUUUAAGAAAACCGCAGAAUUGUUUGUGAUAUAAUUUUGAUAAAAAUUUAAAAAAAGUAAAUGUUUUUUUCUUCAGAAUAAUUGCUGAUCAUAUUUGAUAAAAGAAACCCUUCUGCAAAAACUAUGUUGUGCAAUAUGUUAAUAAUGUGAUCAUUAUCUAAUUUCCCGCUUCAAGCACCCAAAAUUUUUAAUCUAUAUUUUAUCGAGAGUUGUUCUGCUCAAAGUUUAAUUAAAAAUGAUUCAAACUAUGAUCAAAGCCUUUUUCCAAACCAUAUAAAUAUUCACAGUUGAUAUACAUUUUGAAAUACUACAAUCGUAAGCCUAAAAUUAAUAAUAAUUAUUGUGAAAAGUGAGAGAAAAUAAUAUGUAAAACAACACGAUUAGUAUGUAAAAAAAAAGCAUUCCAGCAUAACCUUGUUAUUAGCAGGUCGGCAGGAUUAAAAAUAGUGCUAUAUGCUAUUAUUUAAAAAAAAAAACUCAGGAGAUUUAACUGAUAUUCUUUACUCUUGUUAAGAUUAAAAUCUUUGUUUUUAUGAAAAAUACACACUUUAAAACUAUA